Spodoptera litura is the source of this 1872-nucleotide messenger RNA. It is a transcript of the gene Dbp21E2, whose product is annotated as putative ATP-dependent RNA helicase Dbp21E2. The record is from RefSeq and is a predicted model, not a curated record. Gene Ontology annotation, molecular function: ATP binding; nucleic acid binding; RNA helicase activity. NCBI's taxonomy places the organism in Eukaryota, Metazoa, Arthropoda, Insecta, Lepidoptera, Noctuidae.
UUUGUCAAAGCAUACUCAUCUGAUUUAUUUUGUCAUGUGUUUUUGUAGUAAACUUUUUUGAAUUAUAGCACCAAAAUGUCGAAAUUGCGUCCUAUAUUGAAUCUAUCCUAUUGCCGGUAUUACAGUGUAAAGCAGGCGAAGAAGAAAUUACCUAUAAUAACGUGUAAACGGCCGGAAUUCAAUCAUUAUGAAGGUCAGAGUUACAGUAAGUUUGACGGGAUUCCUCUGGCUUCAAAGGGUUGGAUGAGCAAAAAAUCCAAGAACGAUUUCUUUAUAAUUUACGGGAAUGCGAAUCAAAAGGAAGAAAAACCAGUUUACAAGAAGAGUUUCGAAGAAAUCGGUGUUUCUCCUGCUUUAAUUGAGGUUAUGUCAGAGCAAGGGUUUACUUUGCCGACUGCUAUUCAAACAAAGGCGAUCCCUUCUAUAUUAAGUGGUACCAACACUGUAAUGACCGCGGAGACUGGUUGUGGGAAGACUUUGGCAUAUUUGUUGCCAAUAUUCCAACAUAUCUUGGAGUGGAAGCCGAGCAUUAAAGAAGAGUUCAACAGUCCUUUAGCUGUUGUUAUAACUCCGAGCAGAGAAUUGGCUACACAAGUAGGAGAGGUGGCUCAAAACAUGGCCCAGCGUCUAAACCUAAACGUAACCACCCUUGUAGGAGGUCGCACGAAACAGAAAAUGUUGAACCCACCAAUAGAAUACUGUGAUAUUCUAGUCACAACGCUUGGUGCAUACAGCAAACUGGUUACAACCGGUAUUUUUAAGAUCAAUAACGUUCAUCACAUAGUUCUCGAUGAAGCGGAUACUUUGUUAGAUGACAGUUUCAUUGAAAAAGUUUCACAUUUAUUGAAGAAAUUCCCCAUUCAACACAAAGUCCAGAUCCAGACACCACCAGCGGGCUGUCAGAUAACAUUUGUGAGUGCGACCAUGCCUCACGAGCUGCCAGCAGCAGUGAAUUCCUUUGUAGACCCUGAGUCCUUGAAGACAGUCACCACCAGCAACAUCCACCGGAUACUGCCUCAUGUUCCACACAAGUUCAUGCGACUCGGUAAAGCCCAGAAACCAGUAGAACUGCUCCGGUUAGUUCAAGCGGACAUGAAUCAAAAUCGUCCAGUAAUGAUCUUCUCCAACAAGACGUCCACUUGCGACUUUGUAUCGAUGUUUCUAAACGAGAAUAAUAUCGAAUGUGUUAAUAUAAAUGGGCAGAUGGCGGUUGCUUUGAAAUUGGGCAAAUUUGAUCUCUAUAAAAGUGGGAAGGUCAAUGCUCUGUCUUGUACUGAUAUUGCUUCAAGAGGAUUGGAUACUUUAAGGACCCAACACAUAAUAAACUACGACUUUCCGCUGUACACAGCCGACUACAUACAUCGUUGUGGUCGUACCGGCCGUAUAGGGUCACCCAAGGACUGUCUCAUCACUAACUUUGUUGCCUGGCCUCGAGAAAUCGAACAGGUACAGAAAAUAGAACUCUCUGUUAGAAAACACAGUGAGUUACCCAGUGUCAAUGCUAAUAUUAGACGGAUUAUUGAAGAGAGGGUCGUUAAAAUGGCCGGGAUUUUGUAAGUAAUUACUGUUUACACCUGCAUAUUGAAUUAGGUACUUGCCUUCAUCAAAAAUAAAUUAUUUGGACUGUUCAAUACAAUAAGAUAUUUAACAAAUCACACUUUCAUUGAUUGAUUUUAUAACGCAUUUAAUGUUAGUGUUUUUCUAGCAAAUUUUUAUGAAAUAAGUACGCUGUUUGACGCAAAAUAAAAAAUCAUGACGUCACAAUACACAUUCUCGUACAAUAUUCAUGGAAAACUGUCGUUCGAAAAAAGUAUUAAAUUUGAAUUGAAUUGACUGCACGGUUGGCGCGGUGGCUGGGCAACUGGCUGCCGC